CUGUUUGAUUCAUAAUACCACUGGCUCUCAUUCAAAUCGGAGCUAGUAAAGUCAGUAUCAGUGUUUCUCGGAGAAAUUCGAAAGAAUAUCUGAGCCAAGUCGGUUUAUUUUUGAGACAAAUAAUCAAUUGAGUUUCGAAAAAAUUUUAAGUCUCAAGAUGUCGCAUCUUUCCUCGGCCCAUGCCAGGGACUCCAUUGUUCUGUCCAUCACCAAAUCCGCCGAGUCGGACAACACCAAGAUCGCUCUGUGCGCCUCCUUGGAAUUGGCCACCUAUCGUGCCGAGAACUCUCAGCUGAAGGAGAAGCUGACCGAGUGCGAGUCCACCAUCGAUAGCCUGAAGCAGCUGGUUGCCAGGAUUGCCUCGAAGCAGGUCGAGAUCCUUGCCGAGUUGGUGGAGCUGCGCAAGAAGUGUCAUUCCGUUUCGACAACUUCGGGCGAGAUAAACACAUUGGAUACAUCGACAUCGACCGUUGAUGAUGACACUCCGGAUUGGGAUGGUUACAUGCCGGAGUGGGAUUUGUUGCAAUAUUCAGGGGCAGAGUCUCCAAUGGGCAGUUCCGCUUCGACCACAUCUGAGCUCGAUCUCCUGGAGGAAGACGACAAUGAGGGGGAGGCGGAGAAUAGUGAGGAGAAUGAUGAGGAUGAAGAUUCUCAGCAUACGUCGGAGAUUUCACAUCAGUUCCUGGAAGACACCUGGGAAGACGGCAGCGACAACUAAUUCCAUGCGCAGUUUUAAAUACAAGUACUAGUUCGUCACCCUAAUACAAAUACAGAGUUUAUAGUAGCAGCAACUA
Molecule: messenger RNA, 794 nt
Organism: Drosophila serrata
Lineage: Eukaryota; Metazoa; Arthropoda; Insecta; Diptera; Drosophilidae
Source: RefSeq, a predicted model, not a curated record